Molecule: messenger RNA, 3140 nt
Organism: Rhinichthys klamathensis goyatoka
Lineage: Eukaryota; Metazoa; Chordata; Actinopteri; Cypriniformes; Leuciscidae
Gene: ipo13a
Product: importin 13a
Exons: 21
Coding region: 153-3026 (957 amino acids)
Biological process (GO): protein import into nucleus
Cellular component (GO): nuclear membrane; cytoplasm
Molecular function (GO): small GTPase binding
Source: RefSeq, a predicted model, not a curated record
GUGUGUGUGUGUGUGGUGGACCAUCCCGUCAGAGGUGCCCAUUACACACACAUGACCUGACGAGACUCCACAAACACCCCCUCAAAAAGUACCACUGAAUACUGGCUGUCACAGAGCACAAGAAUAGGAUUUAAUAAGGAACUUAAUUGGGAAUGGAGUCAGUGAAUGCAGAGGAGUUCACAGUGGAGGCGGUGGAGAGGGCUCUUCAGCAGCUCUACUAUGAUCCUGAAAUGGGAAAGAAGAAUGUGGCCCAGAAGUGGCUCACACAAGCCCAGGCAUCACCCCAAGCAUGGCACUUCUGCUGGGCUUUGCUCCGGCCAGACAAAGUUCCAGAGAUCCAGUUCUUCGGGGCAAGCACAUUACAUGCUAAAAUUUCCCGCCACUGGUCUGACCUCCCAACAGGUCAACUAGACUCUCUCCGUUCGCAGCUCAUCGCCCAGGUCGGCCAGUUCGCGUCAGGUCCUAAGAUGGUGCUGACGAGACUCUGUGUUGCUCUGGCCUCUUUGGUCCUUCACGUCGUACCCGAAACAUGGCCAACCGCAGUGCCUGAUCUUCUGUGUGCCUUCCAGACAGGGGAGGUUGUGACAGAGGCUGACGGUCAGGCCCGAUGCCUUGCGCUUCUAGAGAUCCUCGGCGUUCUGCCCGAGGAGCUUCAGAGCAGCAGGAUCGCUGCCUCUCGGCGUUCACAGCUCAGAGGUGUUCUGGCUGUGGAGUGGAGCUCCGUCUGCUCGCUGCUCCAGCAGUUACUACAACAGGCAGACGCUCCCUGUGGGGUCAGAGAGCGGGUGAUGAGGUGCGUGUCCUCCUGGCUCACGCUGGACAUCGCUUUGAAAGACAGCGAGGGGCUGCUGCAGAGCUGCUUUGCCCUCCUCAAGGAGUCUGAGCUCUUUGACAUGGCUGUGGAAACCAUCGUCAGCAUCAUCUCACAGCCUGAUUGUCAGAGGUUUGCAGACAGUCUGCUGAAGGUUGUUCCUCAGGUUCUGGGUCUUCAGGAGCAGCUAAAGAAGGCAGUGCAGGAUGGAGACAUGGAGACGUCUCAUGGAAUCUGUCGCAUUGCUGUAGCUCUGGGAGAAACGCAUUGCAGGACUCUUCUGGAGCAGGUGGAUCACUGGCAGGGCUUUCAGGCUCUAGUGAGCAUGAUUAUGUCCUGCACUGCUACACCUGGACGUUACCCUGUGGAUGAGACCUCCAGCUCUCUCACACUCACAUUCUGGUACACCCUACAGGAUGAGAUGACGUCAUUGGAUGCUGAGAGGCAGACACUCUAUCUACAGAUCUACAGACCUGUGUACUUCCAGCUGGUGGACGUUCUGCUGCAGAAGGCCUGUUUUCCCAGAGAUGAGGACUAUGCCACAUGGUCCGCAGAUGACAAAGAGCAGUUCAGGACCUACAGGGUUGACAUCUCUGAUACUCUGAUGUAUGUGUAUGAGCUGCUGGGCCCAGAGCUCCUCAGAAACCUUUAUGAUAAACUAGGCACACUGCUGACGGACACAACACACCCCUCCUCAUGGCAAGAUAUAGAGGCUCUGCUGUUUGGUUUUCAGUCCAUUGCUGAGACAGUAGAUGUCAGUUACUCAGACGUCAUUCCAGGACUGAUCGGUCUGAUUCCUCUGAUCACAGCCAACAAUAUUCAGCUGGCUGAGACCAUCAUGUUCACCAUAGGCUCUUUGGCUGAGUGGCUGGCCGAUCAUUCGCUCAUGUUGGCGAGUGUCCUGCCUGUGGUCUUGCAUGGUCUGUCCAACCCGGAUCUGUCCGUGUCUUGUGUCUCAGCUCUGAAGAGAAUCUGCCGAGAGUGUCGGCAUGACCUCCACCUUCACGCCAGUGACAUCAUGGCCGUCUCACAGGCGGUGCUUGUCAAAGAGAUCCAUAAAAGCCCGCAGUGCAUGUGGAUAAUGCAGGCACUGGGUUUCCUGCUCUCAGCCCUGCCCAGUGAAGAGAUUCUGGGGAAGCUGCUCUCUCUGGUCACUCCCCACAUCCAACAGCUGGAGAAACUGGCCAAUGAGCUGGUGAGGUGCAAUAAUCCCAGCUCUGCUAAUAAACUUCCUACUAUCCACAUCCUUGGCCUGCUGUCUAAUCUCUUCUCUACAUUUGAUCUAAACAAGCAAAGUGAAAGAGUGGAAGUGAUGAGGCCUGUCCAAACACAGCCACACAGCAACAACCCGGUGGUAGUUGUCCUGCAACAGGCCUUCCCUUUAAUACAGACUGUUCUCAACAAGUGGCUGAAUGAACCUGAGGUGGUAGAGGCGGUGUGUGCUGUCUUUGAGAAAUCACUUAAGACCCUUAUCCAUGACUUUGCACCGCUGGUGACUCAGCUCUGUGAGCUCAUUGGUCAGAUGUUCAGCGCAUACCCACAAGCCUCGACUUUAGACCUCACAAGACAAUUAGUUCACAUUUUUGGCUGUGAGAAGGAUCGUUUUACUCCAAUCACUGCCCUUUUAGAGCUGAUUACCAACAUCACCAUGUCCAUUUUUCAGCUAGGCUCCAGAGAUCAUCCAGAUGUGGUGGAGUCAUUUAUGCAGCUUCAUGCUCAGGUUUUGAGAAGAAAGUCUGAGCUUUAUCUUUCAGACCAUCUUGAUAUUAAAGCUGUAUUCUACUGUGGAAUCUUGUCCUUCAAAUUCCCUGAAACUCCAACACUGAAAGCAACCUGUCUGCUAUUUACGGAGCUGAUCUCUCAUUGUGAGGAUGUUCCUGCUGUGAGGGAGCUGCUACAGGAUGACGGCAAGCUGCUCCUUCAGACCCUACUAGAGGCUAUUGGGGGUCAGUGUCCGAGCAGUCUGGCUGAGCACUAUGCGGAGGUCUUGUUCUCAGUGAGUCGUAACUGUCCCAGUGUUCUGUCUCUGUGGCUCAGAGAGGCUCUUCUGCCCCCUGGUUUCCCCAGCUCACACCUCACCGCUGAAAACAAAGAGCACUUCUGCCAGCAGAUCCUCAGGGAACAAGCGAGUAAGCGACGGAUGAAGGACAUUGUGAAAGAGUUUGCUCUGUUGAGUCGGGGACUUGAAGGGACCGAGUACACAGCGAGCUACUAAACACACUCUCCAUGCAAGACCCAGAUUGGAUCUCGAGACAUAUUUGCUUUAGUAUUGUGGGGUCAAAAGAUACAGUGCACACUUUAGAAUACAAUAAAGCUAAAUUGUCAACAU